This is a messenger RNA of Acanthosepion pharaonis, 741 nucleotides long. NCBI's taxonomy places the organism in Eukaryota, Metazoa, Mollusca, Cephalopoda, Sepiida, Sepiidae. The record is from the annotation of a GenBank genome assembly.
AUGAAUUUGUUUGAUAGUGUAUCUGAAGACAUCAAUGCAAUUGUCGCCCCUGACAGUGUAUCUGAGGACAUCAAUGCAAUUGUCGCCCCUGAUAGUGUAUCUGAGGACAUCAAUGCAAUUUUCGCCCCUGAUAGUAUAUCUGAGGACAUCAAUCCAAUUGUCGCCCCUGAUAGUGUAUCUGAGGACAUCAAUGCAAUUGUCGCCCCUGACAGUGUAUCUGAGGACAUCAAUGCAAUUGUCGCCCCUGACAGUAUAUCUGAGGACAUCAAUGCAAUUGUCGCCCCUGACAGUGUAUCUGAGGACAUCAAUGCAAUUGUCGCCCCUGAUACGCCUAAUUAUUCUAAUGCGGUGACAUCCCAAAUCUCAUCAAACUCGGAACAUAAAUUUUCUACAUCGGCGACAUUCAUUCCAACAACAGCUCGACCAAACCCUGUAUAUCAGUCCACAACAACAGCAAGAAUGAAUAUGUGUUUUUGUCCAUGUCGAUUUCCUCGGAAAAAUAUAAGUGCCGAAGAAUUCAAAGAAAGCCUGAAAGAAAUUGUUAUUAACAAGAAAGACACUUCAAGUUAUAAACGUUCGAAAAUAAGUUCUCCUGAUGAACGUACCUCAUCAAAAGCCAUUGGGAUGGUGGCUAUUGUCGUUACUGUUAUUCCUUUUUCUCUGUUAAUCUUAAGUGAUGUUCCCAUACUUGUUUGUCAAGUUAUAGCUACUUACAAACGAAUCAUCAAAGGAAAUCCAUGA